AUGGGAGGCAGAGUCAGCCAAGCAAUCCUCCGAAGAAGUGAAGGCAACAAUCACAGCUUCCCCUCCAGCCAUCACUGAUACCCACAAUGCAUAGAGACCGACACCAAAAUAGAAAUCUGCUCAGGUAACAUGGCGAUCCUCGCCGCCUUGGACUAAACACAUCGCCCGCUGGCCGGAUCGCACCUGGACGGAUAAGGAGCGCUGCGGACUGUCCACCUGCGGGGCGGGAUCAGACCCGGGGCCGGUGUAUGUCCAGGGACACGGGGCAGCACAAGCAUGGCAGCAUCGGAGCUCUACACAAAGCGUGCACGGGUGUGGAUCCCUGAUCCUGAAGAAGUUUGGAUAUCUGCCGAAAUACAGAAGGAUUAUAAACCAGGGGAUACAGUUCUUCAUCUGCGUCCUGAGGAAGGAGCGGAUUUGGAAUAUCGUCUGGAUGGCAAGAAAAAGGAGCUGCCACCGCUAAGAAAUCCAGAUAUCCUUGUCGGUGAAAAUGACCUUACUGCACUCAGUUACCUCCAUGAGCCGGCCGUCCUGCACAAUCUAAAAGUGCGCUUUAUAGACUCCAAACUAAUAUAUACCUACUGCGGCAUAGUUCUUGUAGCGAUAAACCCUUAUGAACAGUUGCCUAUCUAUGGCGCCGAUAUCAUCAAUGCCUACAGUGGGCAGAACAUGGGGGAUAUGGAUCCCCAUAUAUUUGCAGUGGCAGAAGAAGCAUACAAACAAAUGGCCAGGGAUGAGAGGAACCAGUCCAUCAUCGUGAGUGGGGAAUCCGGUGCAGGGAAGACUGUUUCUGCUAAGUAUGCCAUGAGAUACUUUGCCACAGUCAGUGGCUCUGAGAGUGAAGCAAACAUUGAAGAGAAAGUGUUGGCUUCUAACCCAAUUAUGGAGGCCAUAGGAAAUGCAAAGACAACUAGAAAUGAUAACAGUAGUCGCUUUGGAAAGUACAUAGAAAUUGGAUUUGAUAAGAGGUUCCGGAUUGUCGGUGCUCAUAUGAGGACAUAUCUACUGGAGAAAUCACGGGUGGUGUUUCAAGCAGAGGAGGAGAGAAAUUAUCAUAUAUUUUAUCAGCUGUGUGCAUCGGCUUCAUUACCGGAAUUCAACAUUCUUAAACUGGGGAGUGCCAACAGUUUCCAUUACACAAAGCAAGGCAGAAGCCCAGUGAUUGACGGAGUUGAUGAUGCGAAAGAACUAAGAAACACUCGGCAUGCCUGUGCACUAUUAGGCAUUGGUGACCAGUACCAGUUGGGAAUCUUUCGAAUUUUAGCUUCUAUACUUCACUUGGGAAAUGUGGAAAUUAAAUCUCGAGAUUCAGACAGUUGUUUAAUCCCUCCAAAACAUGAACCUCUUAUUAUAUUUUGUGAUCUAAUGGGAGUGGAGUUUGAGGAGAUGUCACACUGGCUCUGCCAUCGAAAGCUUGUAACAGCCGCCGAGACCUUUAUCAAACCAAUCUCUCGACUGCAAGCAACCAAUGCUAGAGAUGCCCUAUCGAAACACAUCUAUGCGAACCUCUUUAACUGGAUUGUAUGUCAUGUCAACAAAGCCCUGCUGUCAUCUGCCAAACAGAAUUCAUUCAUUGGAGUCCUUGAUAUCUACGGGUUUGAAACAUUUGAGAUAAACAGCUUUGAGCAGUUCUGUAUCAACUAUGCCAAUGAGAAGUUGCAGCAGCAGUUUAAUCUGCAUGUUUUUAAGUUAGAACAAGAAGAGUACAUGAAAGAACAAAUCCCAUGGACCUUAAUUGACUUUUAUGACAACCAGCCCUGCAUCAAUCUCAUAGAAGCCAAAAUGGGUAUCCUGGACCUACUUGAUGAAGAAUGUAAGAUGCCCAAAGGUUCGGAUAACACUUGGGCCCAGAAAUUAUACAAUACCCACCUCAAGACCUGCUCUUUGUUUGAAAAACCACGUUUGUCUAACGUAGCUUUUAUUAUCAAGCACUUUGCAGAUAAGGUUGAAUAUCAGUGUGAAGGCUUUCUUGAAAAGAACAAAGAUACAGUGUUUGAAGAGCAAGUUAAAGUAUUGAAAGCUAGUAAGUUUAAAUUGCUGACUGAACUGUUCCAAGAUGAUGGGCGGGCCACAAGCCCUGCAUCAGUAACGCCCGCAGGACGCACUCUGUUAUCUCGAACAGGCCUGCGCAAACCAAAGCCUGACCAAACAAGCAAGGAGCAUAAGAAAACGGUUGGCCAUCAGUUUAGGAAUUCUCUGCACCUGCUGAUGGAGACACUGAAUGCCACAACCCCACAUUAUGUGCGCUGCAUCAAGCCAAAUGACUUCAAGUAUCCAUUUACGUUUGACUCUAAACGGGCAGUUCAGCAGCUGCGGGCUUGCGGUGUAUUAGAAACCAUACGGAUUAGUGCUACUGGAUUCCCCUCCAGGUGGACGUACCAAGAAUUUUUCAGCCGAUACAGGGUUCUGAUGAAACAGAAAGACAUCCUUAGUGACCGAAGACAAACCUGCAAGAAUGUUCUGGAGAAUCUCAUUUUGGACCAAGACAAAUACCAGUUUGGUAAGACAAAGAUUUUUUUCCGUGCUGGACAAGUGGCCUAUCUGGAGAAAAUAAGAGCAGACAAGUUAAGGAUGGCCUGCAUUCGAAUCCAGAAAACAAUUCGUGGCUGGCUAUUGAGGAAGAAAUAUUUGAGAAUGAGAAAGGCAGCUAUAAACAUUCAAAGAUAUGUCAGAGGCUACCAGGCAAGAUGCCUUGCCCAGUUCCUACGCAGAACCAGAGCAGCAAUUAUCAUACAGAAGUUCCAGAGGAUGUAUGUGGUCCGGAAAAGAUAUCAUCAUAUACAGUCAGUUACACUUUCUCUUCAGACUUACCUCCGGGGUUACGCAGCCAGGAAAAGGUUCCAAGAGCUGCUCAGGAUACACAAGGCUACCAUCAUUCAGAAGCAUGUCCGUGGCUGGCUAGCUCGGGUGUCUUACAAGAGGAGCAUGCAAGCCAUUGUCUACCUUCAAUGCUGCUACCGCAGGAUGAUGGCCAGGAGGGAGCUGAAGAAACUGAAAAUCGAGGCACGCUCUGUCGAACACUACAAAAAACUCAACUUUGGCAUGGAGAACAAAAUCAUGCAACUGCAGCGUAAAGUUGAUGAGCAGACCAAGGAGAACAAAUCCUUGCUGGAGAGACUGACCCACCUAGAGAUCACCUCCAACACGGAGAAAGAUAAGUUGCGUCAUGAUGUGGACCGCCUUAAACAGUUUGAAGAAGAGGCAAAAAAUUCUUCUAACCGGUUGAUUACUCUGCAAGAUGAACUUGCCCGGCUUAGGAAGGAGUUGCAGCAGACACAGACUGAAAAAAAGACAAUUGAAGAAAAUGCAAAUAAAUACAGGACGGAAACUGAGAAGCUGGUUUCUGAGCUGAAAGAGCAGAAUGCACUAUUGAAAACAGAGAAGGACAGGCUGAACAUCCUAAUCCAAGAGCAGGCUAAGAAGAUGACAGAGGAUAUGGAGAAAAAACUAUUGCAAGAAACAAAGGAACUGGAGCUUGAGCUGAAUGAUGAAAGGUCGAGGUAUCAGAAUCUGCUUACCGAGUUCAGUCGUUUGGAGGAGCGAUAUGAUGACUUAAGGGAGGAAAUGAGCAUCAUGACCAUUCCAAAACCAGGACGUAAGAGGACUGACUCCACCCACAGCAGCAACGAAUCAGAGUAUACCUUCAGUUCAGAAGUUACAGAAUCAGAAGACCUACCUUUCCGGAUUGAGGAACCAGUUGAUAAGAAGGCUCCUCUGGAUAUGUCCCUAUUCCUCAAGCUGCAGAAACGCGUGAAAGAACUGGAACAUGAAAAACAAAUUUUACAAGAUGACUUGGACAAAAAGGAAGAACAGCUCCACAAAGCCAAAAAUCAGGAGGAGGCAAGGCCACCAAUUCGAGGGACAGAACUAGAAUACGAAUCUCUCAAGCGUCAAGAACUGGAAUCUGAAAACAAGAAGCUGAAAAAUGAGUUAAAUGAGCUCAGGAGAGCUGUCACAGAGAAGGCCUCCCCAGAUUCUGCAGGACGCGGGGGUCCAGUCUAUAGGGUGCUGUUGGAACAGAUGACUUCAGUCAGCGAGGAGCUGGAAGUCAGAAAAGAAGAAGUACUUAUUCUGAGAUCGCAGCUAGUGAGCCAAAUGGAAGCCAUUCCACACAAGGAUGAUAAGAACACAAUGACUGACACAUUGCCCAUCUCUGAGGAUGUUCAGAAGAUGAAAGACCGAAGGGAAAUUGCACAGGCUUAUACAGGAAUGAAAGAAACCAACAGAACCCCACCUCAAGACUUCCAAAUGCUGAAUGAGGACGGAGAGCUCUGGCUGGUGUAUGAAGGGUUAAAACAGGCCAACAGAGUCCUAGAGUCACAACUCCAGUCUCAGAAGAAGAGCUAUGAGAAUGAGUUGGAAAGUCUCAAGGGAGACGUCCAGGGUCUACGGGAAGAAAACAACCGGCAGCAACAACUACUUGCCCAGAACCUACAGCUGCCCCCCGAGGCUCGAAUUGAAGCCAGCUUACAACAUGAGAUCACCCGACUAACCAAUGAGAAUCUGGAUCUAAUGGAGCAACUUGAGAAGCAGGAUAAGACGGUUAGGAAGCUGAAAAAGCAGCUGAAAGUAUUUGCUAAGAAAAUUGGGGAGCUGGAAGUUGGUCAAAUGGAGAAUGUGUCUCCUGGUCAAAUAGUGGAUGAACCUAUUCGUCCACUCAAUAUACCACGUAAGGAGAAAGAUUUCCAAGGAAUGCUGGAUUAUAAGAAGGAGGAUGAACCAAAGCUGAUUAAAAAUCUAAUACUGGAUCUUAAGCCUCGCGGUGUUGCAGUGAACCUUAUUCCAGGAUUGCCAGCGUAUAUUUUGUUUAUGUGUGUGCGCCAUGCCGAUUACCUCAAUGAUGACCAGAAAGUUCGUUCGCUCCUCACAUCAACGAUUAACGGUAUUAAAAAGAACUUGAAGAAAAGAGGAGAUGAUUUUGAGACCGUGUCCUUCUGGCUUUCCAACACCUGUCGAUUCCUCCAUUGCCUGAAGCAGUACAGCGGAGAAGAGGCAUUUAUGAAGCACAACACAUCUAGGCAGAAUGAACAUUGUCUAACAAACUUUGACCUUGCUGAAUAUAGGCAAGUGCUGAGUGACCUGGCCAUCCAGAUAUAUCAGCAGCUUGUCCGAGUGCUGGAAAACUUCUUGCAGCCAAUGAUUGUUUCAGGAAUGCUGGAGCAUGAAACUAUUCAGGGUGUCUCAGGGGUGAAGCCUACUGGUCUGCGGAAGAGGACAUCCAGUAUAGCUGAUGAAGGGACAUAUACAUUGGACUCCAUAGUUAGGCAGCUAAACACUUUCCACUCCAUAUUGUGUCAACAUGGCAUGGAUCCAGAACUCAUCAAGCAAGUGGUGAAGCAGAUGUUCUACAUUAUUGGGGCUGUCACCCUCAACAACCUGCUGCUCCGAAAGGACAUGUGUUCAUGGAGCAAAGGCAUGCAGAUCAGGUACAAUGUAAGCCAGUUAGAGGAAUGGCUGCGGGACAAGAAUCUAAUGAACAGUGGGGCCAAAGAGACCCUGGAACCCUUAAUUCAGGCUGCUCAGUUGCUACAAGUGAAGAAGAAAACCGAUGAAGAUGCAGAGGCUAUCUGCUCUAUGUGCAAUGCUCUGACUACUGCUCAGAUUGUGAAAGUGUUGAAUCUCUAUACUCCUGUAAAUGAGUUUGAAGAAAGGGUACUGGUAUCGUUUAUACGCAACAUUCAGUUGCGUCUAAGGGACCGGAAGGACGCCCCUCAGCUGCUAAUGGAUGCCAAGCACAUCUUUCCUGUCACCUUCCCAUUUAACCCAUCAUCUCUGGCUUUAGAAACAAUUCAGAUCCCCGGUAGUCUCAGCCUAGGUUUCAUCUCUCGCGUGUAGAGAGAGCCACGUUGCCACAUAUCAUUUUGGAUGUGAAUCGCCCUGACAUGUAAGACGCACUGGAGAAGCAUUAUGGAGUCCACCACUGCAUUCUUAGAUAUGACUCGUAUACCUUCUGCAGUUUGUAUAUCAUGUAUAAGAGACUGAUAGAAAGAUGUCAGUUGGUACACAUCCAGUGGAAUUGUCCUUAAAGCCUAUUGUUUGGGUAAUUUGCCUUGCUCCUCAAAACCACAUUCUGGGUCGCCAGUUAUAUUCCCAAAAUAGCCAUUCCCUUCCUGAUAGGAGAUAAACAGAGGUUACAUGUAAUGUAUUUAAAUACAUUUUCUUAGUGUAAUCACAUGAUUCACCAGAAGCUACGCUCUAUUGUGGUAGACUAUAUGGUAACCGGUCAUUUCAUCACUAUAGGUGUAUGAAUAACUGUGUACACUUGUAACAAUAGCCAGACCACAUCAUUAUUUAUUUUACAAGAACAAUUCUAUAAAAGUAUUGGAAGAAACAAAAAGAAAUCAGCUUUAUGUGUAAUGUAGAUGAUGUUCAUUUUGUUAGCACCGUGGUUUACUAUGCAUUGAAAAUGCUGCUGUGUUUUUGUGUUGCUCUAAUGUUACAAUAUCCGUAUUCGGCACUACACAAUAAAAUAUUCAUCUCUUUAUUAUCCAGUAUGUUUACAGUCCAAUGUGAUCUGUUUAUUAGGGUAAGCCACAGAAUAGGCUGGAUUCCUUAUCUGGAAACAAGGAAGAGGCACCUUAAGCACAAACGGAUUACUGAUACAAAUUUCUGUUUUUAAAUAAAAGAAAUAAAAU
Nanorana parkeri is the source of this 6635-nucleotide messenger RNA. It is a transcript of the gene MYO5A, whose product is annotated as myosin VA. The transcript has 41 exons. NCBI's taxonomy places the organism in Eukaryota, Metazoa, Chordata, Amphibia, Anura, Dicroglossidae. Gene Ontology annotation, biological process: actin filament organization; vesicle transport along actin filament. The coding region runs from base 277 to 5835 and encodes 1852 amino acids. Gene Ontology annotation, molecular function: actin filament binding; microfilament motor activity; ATP binding. The record is from RefSeq and is a predicted model, not a curated record. Gene Ontology annotation, cellular component: cytoplasm; actin cytoskeleton; vesicle.